AUGCCGAGACGAACGAUAAAGAGGAGGAGGAUAUCAUCGUCGUCGUCGGGUCGAGAGAAGUAUAUCGCGCGUGUGUGUGUUUAUCUCUCACUUAAUGUGUUUACGCUUAAUAAAAGUGACGGGAUUUCCCCAAAGCAUACCACGCAGCACACACACGCGCGAUCAGAGACGAUGAUUCAGACGACGUCUUUUUCCUCCUCUUCGUCGUCUUUGCGGUGUUGUAAUCGUUGUUUUCAUCAUCAUCAUCAUCAUCAUCAUCAUCGUUGGACCGAGAAGAAGAAGGCAAGAGGAGGACGAAACACUGCGCUCGCGAGAAGUCGAGCGAAGGAAGACGACGACGACGGCGAAACGACCCCGAGCAGAGAAGAAGAAACGCGAACAACAGCACCUGUUGUUGUUUCGCUCGCAAAGUUGAACACCUCUCCUCGCAGAAUCGCGCUCGCGAUGACGUCCACGACCGCGCUCGCGUUUGGGGCGAACUUUCUUGGCAUCACGUCGCUCGCGUUACGCGCGAACGAACCACUCGCGAGAAAGUUAAAACUGGACGCCGUGUACGAAGUCUCCGGCUACCGCCGAGACAGGAACGAAGAGAAAGGGUACGAGUUCCUCUUCCCGAACGAAUAUUUAGCGGACCAGACGAUUGCGCGGAGAAACGCGAUGAGGAAAGCACAAUCGCUCGAUUUACCGUCGCUGAGAGAGACGAAAGGACAGAAAAACGUGGGCGAACCGGAAAGCGCGUUCGGACCGAUGGGGACGAACGGGGAGGAGAAUAUGAGCGUUAUCGUGCAAACAUCCAAAAAAGGAUUCGAUUUAGGGCAGUUUGGCGACGCGGAGGAGCAGGCGAGUUGGUUGUUAGAGAACGCGUUGGCGAGACCGGGAUCCGGGAAGGAGGCGAAGUUGUUCUCCGCGAGCGAGACGAUCGGGGAGAAUGGAAUCAAAUAUUAUCAGUUCGAGUAUACGAUCAAGACGGCGAACUGGUAUCGGAGAAACGUCGCCGUUUUUGCGCAGAAUAAGAAUACCGGAGACGUGUAUACGUUUGUGGCGCAGUGUCCAGUGGAGAGAUGGGAUGGAAUGGGAGAAAAGUUUCGUAAAUCGGCAAACUCGUUUCGCGUUUUUACGCCGAAACCGCCGAGCUUUUGA
Bathycoccus prasinos is the source of this 1140-nucleotide messenger RNA. RefSeq lists its product with no specific name. Gene Ontology annotation, molecular function: calcium ion binding. The transcript has a single exon. Gene Ontology annotation, cellular component: extrinsic component of membrane; photosystem II; photosystem II oxygen evolving complex. The record is from RefSeq and is a predicted model, not a curated record. Gene Ontology annotation, biological process: photosynthesis. Bases 1 to 1140 code for a protein of 379 amino acids. NCBI's taxonomy places the organism in Eukaryota, Viridiplantae, Chlorophyta, Mamiellophyceae, Mamiellales, Bathycoccaceae.